This is a messenger RNA of Clunio marinus, 7809 nucleotides long. NCBI's taxonomy places the organism in Eukaryota, Metazoa, Arthropoda, Insecta, Diptera, Chironomidae. The record is from the annotation of a GenBank genome assembly.
UGUGGUUUGAAUAUUUUCAGCAUCAAAAAAAGUCAAAUACUUUUUAAGAGUAUUUAAAAUCUCAAUAUUCAUUGGCAAAAGCAUGCCAUCAAGUUGACUUUAUCUCGUAAACAGUUUAAAAGAAAGGUGAAAUCUAAACAGAGAAAUUGUUUUAAAAAAUAAUAAGUUUCGAGAGUGAGUGCAGUGAAUUAGUUUAAAAUGUCUGGAAGAGGCCAGAAACGUAGAGGACGCCCUCCCAAAACUCCAGCAGUUGAUAAAAAGUACAACCUGUUAAAGAAACCAAAAUAUCUGCAAAAUGAUUCCCGCUUAAGUACACCGUCAGCAUCGAGAGCAUCCUCGCCUCAAGAUAGCGAAGAAAGUUUUAUAAAAAAGAAGUCAGAUUUAUUAAAAAAGCGACGUGGACGGCCUCCUACUAAAAAUAAACGAGGUGGAAAUUCUUCAUAUCAAAAUCGAAGAAGUUACAAUUCGCCAACAUACAAUAAAACUGAUUAUCAUUAUGGCUCUGAUUUCGGAGAUUCCACUGAAAAAAGCGACGACGAAAUGGCAAUGUCACACAGUGAUUCUCCCGAAAGCUUCAGUAUUGACUCCGAUAGUGAUUUUUCGUUGAGCAGUUACAGUAACAUUGGUCAAUCAUCCAAUCAACCUCGAUCAGUGACACCUGAACCAGUGUGGAUCAAAGACGACAUUGAGAUUCCUCCUCUAGAGCUCCCCAAAAGCUCAGAUGAUUUAAUUGUACCAAAGCAAUAUGUAUUGAGGUCUCUAGGAAUAUAUGAAGUUCUCCGUCGAUACCGAAAUUUAGUGAGAUUGUCUCCGUUUCGUGUUGAGGACUUUUGUGCUGCUUUGAUGUCAGAUGAACAAAGUACGCUCUUCACAGAAAUUCAUAUAGCACUCUUAAAAGCAAUCCUCCGCGAAGAAGAUUCCCAACAAACGCAUUUUGGACCACUCGAUCAGAAAGAUAGCAUUAACAUAGGUUUAUAUCUUAUCGACACAGUUACAUGGCCGGAAGUUUUGAGAAUGUAUGUCGAAAGCGAUCCAUCAUUCAGCCGUCCAGUUCUAGAUAUUUUGUCUCAAAAAGAAUAUCCUUAUGCAUCAAUCGAUGACCGUCUAACGGUGUUGCAAUUCCUUACUGAUCAAUUUCUUACAACGACUUUCAUUCGUGAUGAUAUGAUUCAAGAAGGUCCGAUACAUUACGACGAUCACUGUCGAGUCUGUCAUCGGCUAGGAAAUUUACUUUGUUGUGAAACUUGUCCAGCAGUUUAUCAUCUGGAAUGUGUGGAUCCACCUCUUGAAAACGUUCCAACUGAAGACUGGCAAUGCAACAUUUGUAAAUCACAUAGUGUGAGUGGUGUUAAUGAUUGCAUUUCGAAUCAAGAAAAGCAAGGGACGUUAUGUCGACACGAGCAUUUUGGCUUCGAUCGUCAUGCUCGUAAAUAUUGGUUUGUUUGUAGGCGUUUAUUCAUAGAAACUGAGGAUGGAUCAGAAGUUUGGUAUUUUACAACAAUGAAACAAUUUGAAAAUGUAAUUAAAAAGUUAGAUUCAAAUUUUUUUGAAAAACAACUGUGCAAGAUCAUGGAGGAAUACAAAGAAGAGAUUGUACGACAAAUGAAAUUGACAGAAACGCUCACAGACUCGUUGAAAGGGAAUAAAAAAUCUUAUUUAGAAGUUGAACAUGAAAAGCUUGGAAAAGAUGUUUCGAGUGAAGCUGAAACUGAAAAUGGAUCGACAGAGAUGAAUGGCAACAACAAUAAUAAUAACGGUGAAGAUGUUGAACAAGAAUUAGAAUCUAUUGAAAUGAUCAAAAAUAAUCAAACACAUUUGACACGAUCGCGUACGAAUCAAUUGUACAGUGGAACAUUUUUCUUUAAGCUGGGCAUGGAGAACAGCCAUAAAGAAUAUUGCAAUCAAUUCACAACAAAUCCAUUAGCAUUGAACAAGCCGCAAAAGAAUGAAGAACGUGAUAAAAAGCGACAUUUAUCUCAUAAGUUUUCACUCACGCAAGCAUCUGAAUUCAAAUGGGGUGGACUUUUAAAUGGUACUCACAGCAGCUUAAUUGCAAUCUUUAAACAAACACUUUUGACAUUUGAAUCAUCCAUAACUCAAACAUUUAUGCACUGCAAUUGGUGUAAGUUGCGUAAAUCAUGGUUGAAUGCUGUUUCGGCGUCGAAUUCGCCACGAGAUUUCGUGAAAGUUCUCGUAACAUUACAAAGUUGCUUUAAGAAUGUUAUUUAUGCGAAUGUUUGGCAUGAACAAUUGGGUCACGUUCAUUUAUAUCGUGUGACAUCAAACGAGAGAGAAGAGCGAAAAAAGAUUGAAAAACGUGAAAAACGAGAAGAAAACGAAGAGGAACGUAAUCGUCUUGCUUAUAAUUAUGUGAAAUACUCACUCGGCUUAAGACAUCAAGUGUGGAAGCAAAAGGGGGAAGAAUAUCGCAUUCAUGGUCAAUGGGGAUGGCUUUGGUCGUCAAUAAAUCGAAGAAGCCAUCAACAAAAUAAAACAUCGAGUAGUCGAAUCAAAUGCAGAUUUGUUGUGAUUAAAGAUGGAGACAAGAAAAAAGUCUUGAAACUCAAACGACAAACGUUUGAUAUGUUAGAAUCUGCUUUGGAAUAUUCAAAAAAGACACAAAAUAUGACAAAUGAGAAUUUAGAGAAAACAUGUGAAGCAUUGAAGUCCAUUGAAAUUGAGAAAAAUGAUGUUUCCAUAUCUUUUGAGGGUAUCGACAUCUCUCAAGCUCUUAAAGCAAAAACAAGAAUUGUUUAUCCUAAAAUUGGUAAACGUUCAACAUUGGACAGUUUACUUGAACGACGAGAAAAGCUUCGUGAUGAUGAGAUGAAAGUUAUGAAGUCCAAUGAAAUGGAGCAAGAAAUUCCAGCAAACAUCAUUUCAUCUGGCACUGAUGUGACAUCCUCAGCUGGGAAGAAGAAGGAAUCUGGCACAACGAUCACUCUUGAUCAUAUGCUUCAAGGUAUUGCUGACAAUAAAAGUCGAUUAAGUCAAAGACCAAAAUUGUCUGAAACAAACGAUAAAUGUAUAGAAAUCAUUUCUUUGAUGUCUCAAUUGAAUAAAGUGAAGGAGAGUCAAAGUGUCUACAAAUGCUUCUCAGAACAAUGUCGAAAUGCAACAACGAACACGUUAACACUUUUUUCAACCGAGAAAUGCUUUUCAGCAUUAUGUCGUAAGGAGAGUCAACUGAAAGAGAACAUUUCUCGUAUGCUUCAAGAACUUAGAGACAAAUAUAUGGGAGCCUUAAAGAAAGGCUCGAUUCUUCAUCAGAAACUGUCUGAAGCUAAGAAUAUUGAUUUAAUUGAUAUAUUGAAGAAAUAUCAACUUAACGAAUUUAUUUCCGAUGAAUAUUAUGAGUAUGAUGUGGAGACUUGUUUAAAUGACAUCGCCUCAGCUCUUGAAGAAUUUGUGGAGUUUGACGAAUCUUUGUUCGCACCUUUUACUGUGAAAAUGGAAGCAAAAAUUGAAAAUGAAGAUGAAAAUGAAGAACCAAAACCAGAAAUUAAAGUCGAAGAAGAUCCAGAUGACAUUACACUCUUUAAGUUAAAAGAAAAAGCGGCUUAUGUGAAACAACCAAAUCGUCGAUUCUUAGCUAUUCCUAAACCUCCAAAGAAAGAAACUGAAAUUGCUAAAGAACUUGAUUCAGAAGGAAACGAAAAAAUUUAUGCUGCAACUGCCACAGCUGGUAGAAUUUACUUGAAAAAAGUAGGAAAGCUUUCAGCUGCCAAUAAAUUGUCAGGCUCUCAACAAAUUAUAUCUACAACCAAUAAUAAUAGUGUGAAAUAUCCAGCAAUUACCACAUACAACACCGUUAAAAACACGAGAAGUGUGUUGAUUCUUCCAAAGUAUGAACUUGAGAAAUGUGCCCGACGAGCAGGAAAAUAUUAUGUCAAUGGUUUCAAUCAUCAAGCAAAGAGUAAUAACAGUGUUUGGCCUUAUCCAUGCUCAAGACCUUUCUUCAAAACAUGUUGGAUUUAUCGUACACUUUGUGCAAAUUCGUUUUCCGCGCUUGGCUUACAAUUACGGAUUUUAUGGACAUGUUUACGAUGGGAUGACAUGCAAACAAAACAACAGACAACUGAUGGUAAAAAUCAAGUUACAACUGAAACUGAGAUUGUGACAACUGAAUUGCUCAAACAUCGAAAUAUUGGAAUGUUCAUGGAACAAACGCAAUACUUCCGUCGACGUAUUGUCAUUCCCCUUGAAUUGCCGAAAACGGUUCGUGAAGUGACGUCCAUCCGUUCUGGAUUAAGAAAAAGAAAAAGAGCUGAAUCACCAAGACAAACCGAUCCACAAGUUUCCGAAGAGUGGAUUGAUGAAGACAAGCUUGAACUUUGGGAGAUUCGACAAUAUGUAGAAAAACAAGAACGAGCUAAUAUCAUUCCUACAACAAGAACAUCAACAGGAAAACUUCCACUACCAAGACAAUUCGAUCUCCCUGAAACUCCCAACACAAAUCGCGUAUUAGUAAGUCGAAUAACAUCUGCUGAUGCUAAGGAAAAAAUGGAGCAACAACUACGUUUGCAAAGAGAUGCCAAUAAUAAGAAGAGAGCAGAAGAUCUCAACAAACAAGCAACACCUCAAUACAAAACUAUUAUUCGAAAAGUUAUGUUAAAAAAUCCUGACGGAACAACGAGAUUUGUAAACGAAACAACAACACAACAGAUUACGCCUAGACUUUUGGAAACACCACAAAAGAUCCAAGUUAUGCGUGGACCUGAUGGCAAGAUGAGUGUUCGAGGCCUUCAACCAAAUCAGAAACUCGUUCAGACAGCUGACGGCAAAUACUUAAUUCUUCCAUCAAAUCAUUCAGUUGUCGGGGGUAAAGUUGUAUCACAAUUACCAUUAGCUACUUCAACUCCUGUUUCAAGGGCAUCUACAACUCCCCAACAACCGCCACAGAAAGUUUUAAUAAGAGCCGUUCAACCUAAAACUGCAGCUGUUAACACAAUCGUUAAAACUACAACGGAGCAGAAAGAGUCCCCAACUACUUCAGUUGCACCAACGACCCCAAUUCAAAAGAUCAUCACGAGUUCAGGUCAAGUAAUAACACAACAAAUUCCAUCAAACAUUAUUUCGUCAGCAAACUUCCAACAACUUUUACAACGUGGAAAUGUUACGACUGGACAGAAAAUUGUCGUUCAAGGUGGGCUUGGAGGUGUACAGAAAUUAUUGGUAACGUCACAAACGAAUCAACAAGUUCAACCAAGUGGAGAGAAACGAAUCAUUAUUCAGAAUGCUUGUGGGCAGCAACAACAAUAUAUCCUUCAGAAUCAAAACAACACAUCACAACAGCCUCAACAGUUUGUGACAAUUGGUGGGCAGAAACUUCUCUUACAAACAUCAUCAGCAUCACCACAAAUUCAACAAAUCAAAACCGUGACAAGUCCUGUGCAGCAGCAACAACAACCUCAGCAAGCUCAACCUAUACAGUUUCAAAUUCAAGAGCCUCAACCUCAACAACAACAACAGCAAAUUGUUGUGCAACAUAAUGGAAAUAAUUUGAGUCAACAGCUUGCUCAAGGAAAGAUUCAAGUAUUAAAUUUGAAUGGGCAGCAAGUGUUGGUGAAAAGUGUGGGAAAUAAUCAAUCGAUUAUUGUUGGACAAGUGAAAACGAGUACAACAAGCACACCGCAAGUUGUAACGACUACCACAAUAAAAUCAAAUGCUCAACCUCCAUUAACAACGAUAUCAACGCCAAGUCAACAACAGAUUGUCAAAUCACCUCAAGCUUCAAAUUCUGAAGGAGCAAAGCAAAUUUCGGGAUCGGCUGAAGAUGUCUUACUUGGAAAUCAUCCUCCUGGGACGAUAAUAAAAUGUGUCACAGCUCAAGUCAUGCAAACUCCCAGUGGGCCAAGAAUAGUAUUGCAAGGGUUACAAGGGUCUGACAUUAGUCCGCAACAGUCACAAAUCUUGCAGCAACAAGUUAAGCAACAACUAAUGAAAGCACAAGAAUCAAGUGGAAAGCAAGGAGGGGUUAUUGGACCCACUAAAAUGUAUCUUGCAAUUACUCCUCAACAACAACCGCCUCCUCUAACUCCAGUUAAUAAUCCGAUAAACGAUGACAGUGUCGCCGCGCAUGAAUCUGUCGAGCCGGAUGGGGAAGGAAAUGAACUUUCGGGUACAGAGGGAAAUACGGACGAACAUUCUGAAGAUCCUAUCGAAGGUUUCGUUGUGACGCAGGAGUAUAUUCAAAAUACAAUCAAAAAUGUUCUGCGACAAGGAAAUUUAAAUCCAGAAAUUGAAGAAAAAUUGUUAACGCUUCAACGUUAUCAAGAAAAGCAAGCAAAAGGAGAACCAUUAGAUUCAGAUGGUGUGGGUUCUGCUUACAAAUCGAAUUAUCCAACCAGGUCAACAAGAUCCAAUCGUCAUUCAAAUGUGGGAAGUGGUUAUGACAGUACGAUUGAAUCUGAUGAAUUUGAUGAUGACAAAAGCAAUCAUUCUUAUAAAGGCUCACGAAGGGGUGGUGGAACAGGUGAUGAUGAUGAAGAAUGGGUGAUUGAUACACCUCGUAAAUAUAUUAAGAAAGCAGAUCGAGAAAAGACAUCAGAACGAAAGACAAUUGUUGAUUCGAAGAAAGAAAUCAGCGAAAAUGAAGGCACGACACAGAAAGUUUUCGUCAAAACAAACGAUUCUGGCGAAAUAAGAAAAAAUAUUAUUUUCUGUCAACGUGCACAAGUUCAAAGUUCAGGUGAAAACAGUUUUUCAGUGAUUAGUGGCAGUGAAGAGUCAGAAAGAAGCCAGAAAAAAGGUCUCUUAGUGUCAAAAUUAAAAUUUAAAGCAUCUCAAAAAAGCAACACAAAUGUUGAUGAUGAUCAAUUCACGAAUCACAAGUUACAAGCUCAAUUGCUUAAACAUAAAGAAAGUUUGAAGAGAAUAAUUCUUAAAAAGCGAGACAUUUUGGAAAAAGAUUUAUAUAAUGAAAUACAAAAAGAAUUAUCAGCAGAAAUGGCAGUUCGAAUUAAAAUCAUUUGUGCGAAACAAAAAGUCAUCGAAAAUAAGAAGGAACCAUCAAAGUACAUGAAGAAGAAAUUUUAUAUCGGAUGUGAUCUCUGCAGUAAUUGGUUUCAUGGUGAAUGCGUUGGAAUAUCCGAAGAAGAAUCUAAAAUUAUGACAGAUUUUAUCUGCUCGGAAUGUGAACAUGCUAAAGAUUCUCAAGAAUUGUUUUGUCUUUGUCGUACUCCAUACGAUCAAUCGCAAUUCUAUAUUUGCUGUGACAAAUGUCAGGACUGGUUCCAUGGAACUUGUGUUGGUAUUUUGCAGAGUGAAGCUGAGUUCAUUGAUGAAUACAUUUGUCCAAAUUGUCAAAAGAAUAACUCAAUAAAUUUCGCAAACAUGAAGACGUUGGAAGACGAAAAUUAUAAGGAAUUACUCGUUUUCCUUAAAGAUAUUCAGUGUCAUAAAAGUGCAUGGCCGUUCAUAGAUCCAGUUGACGCCAAUGAAGUUCCUGACUAUUACAACGUUAUUCGUGAUCCGAUGGAUCUGAAACAAAUUGAAAGGAAAAUUCAAAAUCGUCACUACACAUGCCUUGCUGACAUCAUCAAAGACAUGACGAAAGUAUUUGACAACUGUCGUUACUAUAAUCAUUGUGAAUCGACUUUCUAUAAAUGUGCUGAAGAAUUAGAGAAAUUUUUCAUUCAAAAAUUGAACAAUUUUCGGGAUUAUUUAAUUUCAUCUCCUUCAUAACUUAAUUAAUAAUCUUGAUUAUUAAACACUAUUGUAUGUCAUUGAAUUUUUUAUGAUUAAAUGAAUAGACAAAUAAGAAUUGAAUUGUAUUUCUGGCUUUAAUAUAAAGAUUUUCAUUCUUUU